Molecule: messenger RNA, 838 nt
Organism: Cantharellus anzutake
Lineage: Eukaryota; Fungi; Basidiomycota; Agaricomycetes; Cantharellales; Hydnaceae
Exons: 3
Coding region: 308-568 (86 amino acids)
Source: RefSeq, a predicted model, not a curated record
CUCACUUGGUCUUGGUUCUGAUCAAUUUCAUGUCACAGCUCAUUCUUGCCAAAGGACUCUAAACUUCAGGAAUAUGUUGACUACGAAGCACAUUGCAACGUGUCUAGUUCUAGAGACACUUCCCCAAAGGUCGGGGCGACCCGGCUGGCGGUGGAAUGCCUUGGCUGUCCAUGUUCCAGGAGGGAUCGAAUGAUUUUUACCCUUCCGUACCGUUGUCUUAGGCGGCGAGCUAUGGACUGGAGGGACAAUCCAUUCAUGAUGGUAUGCGCGUUUGCUGUUAUGCAGUUUAGCGGAUAUUCAUACAUUCAUGCAAUGGAAGAACACUUGUCUGGUUGCCUCGUUCUUUGGCAGCGCGCUGUUUCUGAACUUGGAACAAUGUCGGCUCCAUGGCACGGUGUCAAUGUUGUUCCAACAUAAAUCGAAGAAUCAGGGAAUCAGACAACAGUUGGUAAAAAUGUUUAGAUGCUCUGUGCCUCAGACUCGAACCCAAGUCAUCGUUGCUUACUUGUACCCUGGCCUGCACGUUUCGCGCUGGAGUUCAAUAAGAACUCUUCAGCUGAUGACGUAGGCUAACCAACAGUGUGAGUUGCAGGGCAGACACCGUUAGACUCGCACGCGAAUGAGAUAGCGAGAGUAACGCUGGUCGUAACCCGAAGCAUAGAAAUUCGGCCAAUGGUUAAAUAACCCCUUGAUUGACCUCGUCGAGCGUGAGUAAAGAUGAAGCUGUAAUUUAUACAAAGAACAAGCGCAUGCACAUUGAGCACAGCUCGCUCGGUGCAGAACGAGUCUAGGUUGAGCUCAAUUCUGAAGAAAACUCUGCGAAUGGGGUUGCUCUGUG